GUCCUCUGUCUGCUUUGUUUCAUCCACCGGUCCAACGGCAUCCGCAUCCACGAGCGAACGGAUGUUUUCUCCGCGUGCGAACGGCCGUGGAGAAAGGGAGCCGGGAGGGAGCGCUAGGACAUGUUGUUUCACGGGCAGGGAUGACAUCUGGUGGACCAUGUCACUGGAUGAAUCUGGAAGAGGUUUCCUGGUGCACUAUUUGUGGCAUCUCGUUGGUGCUUCAGCCUUCAGAGGAAACAUCCUUUGUUGACCUGCUAAGCUAGCAGCUCUGCGUUUGUUGGUAUCCUUUUUGACUUGACAGAACUAGAUCAAAGCCGCCAGAAAGCUUCGUCUGUCUAUUCAGGUGCAUAUGAUCUGCAACUGUUUGUGCUCGAGGAUUUGUGUCCAAGGCUGCCACAUCACGCGGUGCGCUGAACGGCACUUUCCGCAACCUCUUCGCUUCUUCGCGCUUUCCCGUCUUUGUGCUUCAAACCCGUCUAAGCCAUGCGUGAGGCCAUCUGCAUCCACAUUGGUCAGGGUGGUGUCCAAAUCGGCAAUGCUUGCUGGGAGCUCUUCUGCCUUGAGCAUGGUAUCCAGCCGGAUGGUCAGAUGCCAAGCGACAAGACCAUUGGCGGUGGUGAUGAUGCCUUCAACACGUUCUUCUCAGAGACGGGCGCGGGCAAGCAUGUCCCGCGAUGUGUCAUGGUUGACCUCGAGCCAACUGUCGUCGACGAGGUCCGCACUGGCACCUACCGCCAGCUGUUCCACCCUGAGCAGCUGAUCUCCGGAAAAGAAGAUGCCGCCAACAACUUUGCACGUGGGCAUUACACCAUCGGGAAGGAGAUUGUCGACCUGGUCUUGGACAGGAUCAGGAAGUUGGCUGACAACUGCACCGGUCUGCAAGGUUUUUGUGUCUACAAUGCUUGCGGUGGUGGCACUGGCUCCGGCCUUGGCUGCCUCAUGUUGGAGCGACUUUCUGUGGACUACGGCAAGAAGAGCAAGAUCUCCUUCACAGUCUGGUGCUGCCCGCAAGUCGCCACAGCAGUCGUGGAACCGUACAACACCGUGUUGUGCGUGCAUUCUUUGCUUGAACACACAGAUGUGACGAUCAUGUACGACAACGAAGCGCUGUACGACAUUUGUCGCCGCAAUCUGGACAUUGAGCGUCCAACCUACACCAACCUGAACAGGUUGAUUGCGCAGAUCAUCUCUUCGUUGACGGCCUCCCUCCGCUUUGAUGGAGCCUUGAACGUGGACAUCACUGAGUUCCAGACCAAUUUGGUGCCCUACCCCAGGAUCCACUUCAUGUUGACCUCCUAUGCGCCGGUGAUCAGUGCCGAGAAGGCCUACCAUGAGCAGCUCUCAGUGGCGGAGAUCACCAUGUCCGUCUUCGAGCCGGCGUCGAUGAUGGUGAAGUGCGACCCUCGCCAUGGGACACUUGGACUUCAGUGA
Durusdinium trenchii is the source of this 1431-nucleotide messenger RNA. The record is from the annotation of a GenBank genome assembly. NCBI's taxonomy places the organism in Eukaryota, Dinophyceae, Suessiales, Symbiodiniaceae.